AUGAAGUUCAUCGUUACCGCCAUGGCUCUUAUCGCCACUAUUGCUACUAGUGCCACUGCUACCGCGUAUGAGACUGCUAUCAUCACAAGCACCACCAGUCUGAAUGGCUGCAUCAAUAUGGCCAACGCCAUCAGUCCUGGUGUCGAGGUUCUCAGCACUUCGUUCAGAACCAUUACCAUCUCCGACAUCAUCAGCCCAGCUAUUCGAGGUGUCACCCCUACUCCUACCGGAAGCAUGAGCCUCGCCUUCUCUCCUAUCGAAAAGGACAACUCGGCUCCCACCAAAACUGAGGAUGACGGCCCUUCUCCUACCGAUACCAAAAUCGACCCCGAAGAUGAAGAUGAAGACUUCACCUAUUUUGAAGAUGAAGAACCCGCCGACCCUGAUGAUGAAGACCCCGCCGACCCUGAAGAUGAAGACUCUACCGACAUCGAUGAUGAAGUUCUCUCUCGGAUUAAUGUCAAGGGCAUUCCGUCUGCCUUGAAAGAUCUGAGCAGCAUUUGGGAGACUGCCACAGACGGUGUCCUGAGCAUUUGGUCAUCUCUCACCGAGGAGGGCGCCUCUGCUACCAUGAGUCCUGAUACCAAGAGCAUCUCUCAAGGCAUUACCCAUUCGUCUGCGGCCACUCUAGUCGAAACCAGCUUUCUCGGCGACACGACUGUCUUCAUAUCCUCUGCUGCUGCUAUGACUUUUGCUAGCGCUCCCUCAACAUCAGCCUCCGCACACAAGGCUCAUCGUGUGUCUGCCAUCGCCACCACCAAGCUCUCCAAUGAUGCUACCGUCCCCAGUAUGGUUGGUCUGACCUGCGUGUUGUCAGUGCUCGCUGCUUCUGUCUUCAACUUGGUCUGA
Messenger RNA from Aureobasidium subglaciale EXF-2481, 849 nucleotides. RefSeq lists its product as uncharacterized. The record is from RefSeq and is a predicted model, not a curated record. Lineage: Eukaryota; Fungi; Ascomycota; Dothideomycetes; Dothideales; Saccotheciaceae. The transcript has 2 exons. The coding region runs from base 1 to 849 and encodes 282 amino acids.